This is a messenger RNA of Spea bombifrons (plains spadefoot toad), 2338 nucleotides long. It is a transcript of the gene PLS1, whose product is annotated as plastin 1. Gene Ontology annotation, biological process: actin filament network formation; actin filament bundle assembly. Bases 174 to 2063 code for a protein of 629 amino acids. The transcript has 16 exons. Gene Ontology annotation, cellular component: actin filament; cytoplasm; actin filament bundle. The record is from RefSeq and is a predicted model, not a curated record. Lineage: Eukaryota; Metazoa; Chordata; Amphibia; Anura; Pelobatidae. Gene Ontology annotation, molecular function: actin filament binding; calcium ion binding.
UGCUUCUCUUGGCUGCACCUUUCUGUGCCUGUCUGCAGGCGGGGGGGAGAUGUUCAUUUGUCUGCCUAAUGCAUGAUUUCCAUACACCGCUGCCUUUUUCACCAUACUGCCACCGCUUUAUACUCAGGACCGCAGUAUAACCGCAUGAAAUCCCUACCUACGAGCUCUUGGAAAUGGCUAACAAUACAAUCAUCGUAUCGAAAGAUGAACUAGCAGACCUGAAGGAGGCUUUCGACAAAGUCGACCUUGACAAUAGCGGAUAUGUGAAUGAUUAUGAGCUCCAGGAGUUGUUUAAGGAAGCCAACCUCCCGCAGCCUGGAUACCGUGUUCGAGAAAUAAUUGAGAAAAUAUUCUCAGCUGCCGACCGCAACAAGGAUGGAAAGAUAGACUUUGGAGAAUUUGUGUCGCUGGUUCAAGAGCUGAAAAGCAAAGAUGUGAGCAGAACAUUCCGAAGAUCAAUCAACAGGAGGCUAGGCAUAACGGCAAUAGGUGGGACAUCUCCCAUUUCCAGCCAAGGCACACAGCAUUCUUAUUCAGACGAAGAGAGGGUUGCUUUUGUGAACUGGAUAAAUGGCGCAUUAAAAGAUGACCCGGACUGUAAACAUCUCCUGCCCAUGAACCCAUCCAAUAACAGUCUCUUCGCAUCGCUCAGGGAUGGCAUUUUGCUUUGCAAAAUGAUCAACUUGUCCCAACCAGACACUAUUGAUGAAAGGGCCAUUAAUAAAACCAAGCUGACGCCAUUCACCAUCUCAGAAAACAUAAACCUAGCCCUGAAUUCAGCCUCGGCCAUUGGGUGUACGGUAGUCAAUAUCGGAGCUCAGGAUUUACAAGAAGGAAAGCCGCAUCUAGUGCUUGGGUUGCUGUGGCAGAUUAUUAAAGCUGGACUGUUUGCAGACAUUGAAAUAUCCAAGAAUGAAGCGCUUAUUGCCCUACUUAAGGAUGGGGAGACAUUGGAAGCAUUAAUGAAACUUUCUCCUGAAGAACUCUUGCUUCGCUGGGUGAACUUCCAUCUGACAAAUGCAAAUUGGCCAAACAUACAAAACUUUAGUAGUGACAUUAAGGAUUCCAGAGCUUACUACCAGUUGCUGAGACAAAUUGCCCCAAAGGAAGGUGUCGGGGGUGUCGAGAUUUUCAUUGACUUUUCUGGAUUUAACGAAGCGAAUGAUUUGAAGAGGGCUCAUUACAUGCUCCAACAGGCUGACAAGCUGGGUUGCAAGCAAUUUGUGACUCCAAAUGAUGUGGUUUCGGGCAACCCCAAACUGAACAUGGCCUUCGUUGCAAAUUUGUUUAACAUGCACCCAGCUCUCAACAAAGCCAACGGGUGUGAUUUUGAUACAAAUCUAAUUGAAGGAGAAACAAAUGAGGAGAGAACGUUCCGAAACUGGAUGAAUUCUCUAGGAGUAAGCCCAUACGUCAACCACAUAUAUAGCGACAUGACUGACGCGCUAGUGAUCUUCCAGUUGUAUGAGAGGAUCAGACAGCCAGUGGACUGGGGCCGCGUCAACAAGCCUCCAUUUUCAAACCUUGGCGGACACAUGAAAAAGAUAGAGAACUGUAAUUACGCUGUGGACAUUGGAAGGAACAGAGCCAGGUUUUCUUUAGUGGGUAUCUGUGGGCAUGAUCUGCACGAAGGUAACCGCACACUGACACUGGCAUUGUUGUGGCAGCUAAUGAGAAGAUACACGUUAUGUGUUUUAUCCGACCUGGGAGAGGGUGCAAAAAUUGAUGACCGAACAAUCUUAAAGUGGGUUAACGAAACACUUGCUGAUGCAAAGAAGACCACCUUUAUCACCAGUUUCAGGGAUCAUUCCAUUAGUACAAGUUUACCUGUGUUAGAUUUAAUUGAUGCUAUUGCACCGAAAGCACUUAAUCCAGACAUGGUGAAAAGGGAGAAGCUUUCCGAUGAGGACAAGAUGAACAAUGCAAAGUAUGCCAUUUCCAUUGCUCGGAAGAUUGGAGCCCGGAUAUAUGCCCUGCCUGAAGAUCUGGUAGAUGUUAAACCAAAGAUGGUGAUGACAGUAUUUGCGUGCCUUAUGGGAAAAGGAUUGAACAAGUUCAAAUAAUGCAAUUCCUCAAUACCCGAAUUGUUUUACUGCCACGUUUCGUAUGCCGAAUGCCUUAAGGGUGGGUGGUUUUCAGCCCCAGUGUUUAAGUACCAUGGAAAGGACAGAUUGUUUCGGAUUUUCCUAUACGAGCACAGUGAGUUAGAUGAGUAAACCUGUGCGUAUAGGGAUUCUGGCCUGUUUGUGGUCUUGAAGUCUUGGGCUACGAAAAGCUGAUAAUGAAUUGCUCUCUAGAGAUAAAAAUGAUGUGAAAUAUAUGUAAUGAAAAAUAAAAA